AUGGCUGAAAGAAAUGUUUUAAUCACUAUUGCCUUAUGUGGAGAUGCAAGUGUUGGAAAAACAGGAAUUUUUAAACGUUUUAUUAAAGAUCAAUUCAGUAAAAAUGAAAAAUCAACAAUUUCUUGUGAUGUAGCUUGUAAGAAAAUGAAUGUUGAUGGAAGAUCUUAUAAUAUUCAAUUGUGGGAUACAGCUGGACAAGAAGUAUUUAGAGCUACUACUUCAACCUAUUUUAGAAAUAGACAUGUCAUGUUAUUUUGUUAUGACAUUACAAAAAAAGAAUCCUUUAACCAUGUUGAAGAUUGGAUUAAAGAGUUUGAGCAAGUCCAACGAGAGUCAAAUAAAACGAUUAAAUUUUUAAUAGGUUGUAAAAAAGAUGAAAAUGCUAAUCGUCAAGUCACUUCAAACGAAGGCAAAUUCUUUGCUAAACGAAAUAAUAUGACACAUUUUGAAUGUUCUGCUUUGAAUGGAGAAGGUGUCACUGAAAUUUUUGGAGCUGCUAUUGCUGAAUUACAAAAGACUGGGGGAAUUAUUGACCUUGAUCCAACUAAAGACAUUAACGUUGUCCAAAGACAAAAAAGACCAACUAUUUCACAACCAAAAACUUCUUCUAAUCAACAAAAAAAUAAAGAAGACACUACAGUUGACAUUCAACAAAAUCUAGCAAGUGGAGAGUCUGGAGAAGAAGAAGCUGGCUGUUGUUGA
Entamoeba dispar SAW760 is the source of this 702-nucleotide messenger RNA. Its product is annotated as rab6, putative. The coding region runs from base 1 to 702 and encodes 233 amino acids. The transcript has 4 exons. NCBI's taxonomy places the organism in Eukaryota, Evosea, Mastigamoebida, Endamoebidae. Gene Ontology annotation, molecular function: GTPase activity; GTP binding. The record is from RefSeq and is a predicted model, not a curated record.